CCCCGGAGCCCGGCCAUGCUGGCGGCGCGUCUGCUGCGGGCGGCCCCGAGCGGGCUCGCCUCCCUGCACGGCUCCGCCCGCCGCCUGCGCGGGGCCCGGGUGGCCGUGGUCUUGUCUGGAUGUGGUGUGUAUGAUGGUACGGAAAUCCAUGAGGCCUCAGCCAUUUUGGUUCACCUGAGUCGUGGGGGAGCUGAAGUUCAGAUGUAUGCCCCAGAUAUUCCUCAGAUGCACGUUAUUGACCACAGCAAAGGGCAACCAGCUGAGGCUGAAUCAAGAAAUGUUUUAGUGGAAUCAUCAAGGAUUGCUCGUGGUAAAAUCACAGACCUGGCUAAACUUAGUACAAAGGACUAUGAUGCUGUGAUAUUCCCUGGUGGAUUCGGAGCUGCUAAAAACCUUUCCACCUUUGCUGUGGAUGGGAAGGAUUGCAAAGUGAAUGGAGAGGUUGAACGUGUCCUGAAGGAGUUCCACAAAGCUGGAAAACCCAUUGGCCUGUGCUGCAUUUCACCAGUGUUGGCUGCAAAAGUACUCUCUGGUGCUGAAGUUACUGUGGGACAUGAAGAAGAGGAAGGUGGGAAAUGGCCUUAUGCCGGAACUGCAGGAGCCAUUAAAGCACUGGGAGGAAAACACUAUGUAAAAGAAGUAACUAUAUCCUUUCCAAUUAAUAAUCAGUGACCACGUGUUGAGGGACACUGCUAUUCUUAAUGUAUAAAUCAGCACAGUUGCAAAAAUAUACUGAGUCGAUGCUUAACUGUUGAUAGUCUGUUAGCACUGUACUGUAGUAUGAUACAUGUGGACUAGGCAACAUUAUUCCCAUUGAUUUAUCAGGUUAAUAGUGUGACUGAAUCCUUACACAUGGUGCUCAGUUGUUGCCUGAAAAUUCCUCUGGCACAGCCAGUACCGCAGUUAAGUCAGAAGUGCUAUACAUAAUGGCCUACAAGUACAAUCUAUCCAUGGGAAAGGACCUCAUAACUAGUCAGUUUUGUUUGAAAUUCAUUUCUUCCUUUUUCCAAAAGUCUAAAGCAGUGACCAAGACCUCUUUACCCUGAAGCAUUAACGUCUAAGCAAGGAGUUUCCUAUCUUUUCAUGUAAUCUUUAGUGCUCUUUUCCCCAUUGAUGCAAUACUGGUAUUUCUGACAAAAUAAGUAGAACAUCUCCAUUCCGAGGCUACAACGAUGACCACUUUUACAUUCCUUGGGGGUUGGGGAAGAUAUUUUUUGAAGAUGUAGGUGGUGGUGGUUCAUUCUACAGACAGCAUCUUCUAAUACUAGGUUGGCUGUGGUUUCCUUAACUCUCUUCCACGAAGCUCAUGUAGACGUGAACAACAAGAUGGUUACUACCCCAGCGUUUAUGUGUGAAACGGAAUUACAUCACAUCUUCGAUGGUAUUGGGGCCAUGGUAAAGGGUGUACUGAAAUUAACAGGCAAAUGAAGUGACUAUCUGUAAUAAUAGUAGUAAGUUUUAGGAAGUUAAGAGUAUAAUACCAGAAAUAUCAUGCAUCAGUGGAAACGUAUUUCCCCUGCUUGCCCCUUUAGCACUUUUAUAAACCCAGACAUAAAGCUGACAGUCUGAUUCCCAGCUCUGUUCAGAUAUUGCAAAAAUGUUUGCUAUAUAAAUGCAUUGAUUUCCAAGCACAUCCUCACAAAAGGGCCUGCUGACUGGCUCUUUGAGUAAAGGUAAUGCAUCCUGUAACCUUAAUAAUUCUUUGGACUUGGACAAUUGGUGAGGGUUGUAUGAGAAUUUUCUGAGACCAGCCAGCAUACUAUUCCAACAGAAAAAAACCUCCAUUCCUUCGAAAAAUACUGGGACGCACAUAAAAACUGAAUGACGUGAAUACUGUGGAGUCAGACUAUUUGGAGCAGCACUCGGUGCAGUGAAACUGAGCAUAGGGCUGGAUUGCUUUGUAGAUUUCACAGUUCUGUUUUCAGAGGCUGCAUGGUGUGGUUGAAAUGCACUAGUUUAAAUUGCUAUUGCAAGGAGUAGAUACAGCUGCUAUAGGAUUGACUGCCAUUCAGAGGUGGGGAGUGAAGUGACUGCUGUUCUUUCUGAGGAAAGCUAUGUUAAAAUGUGUCCCUGGCUAGUCUAGCUGCCUUCCAUUUAAACAGCUAUUGUAUUUGUUUCUCUGUGUGUGUCAGUCUGAACUUUUGGCAUUGAGAGAGUGCUGGGAUUUGGAGACAGAGAAAUUUAAGAGGACUGAACCAUAGAGACACACUUACCCGUGUGUUUCAAGCAAGGCAGCAGUAGUUUGCUGCGAAUGCAGUCAUUUCUUAUGUCCAUGAGGUAAAAGUCAGCAUCAGCUUUGAUGUAGCCUAAUGGAAACAGUCAUUUCUAUGCCUCAUGGUUAACUCAACAUUAAUUAAAACAUUGUGUUGCACAGCCCUCCUUUCCAUAUUCUUUUCAUGUUUUUUUUUUCUGUUUUAAAAGGUGUACUUUUCCAAAUACGAAUAAAUCUGUGUGUCAACAGCAGGACACACCUUACUAUAAAUGCCCUAGCAUUUUGAAGACUCUCUCCUAAUUUAACUGCGCAAUAGGCCUUUUAUAUCUAAAAGAGGGCUUGACACAAAGAAAAAGUAUCAGCGACAGUGCCUUCUACAUUUUAAAGAUAUCUUCCACGUGAACGUAGUUACUUGCCUAGCAAUGGGCAGCAGACUGACUCCAGUGCUAUUACCACCUUCCCCUUUCCAGACUAACAGCGCUCCUUCCAUAAAAAUACAAUCAAAUGUAAGAAGAAUAAGGUAUAAAUCACUUAAAUGUUGUCCAGCUAUUUUCUUUUCCAUUUUCCCGCAUAUCUCUUUUAAUCAUAGAAUAUGUGCAUUUAAAGGAGCCUUUAGUGAUUCAUAGAGUCCAACAAUCUUCAGCAUUUCCAUCUCUUUCCUAAUUUUUGUUUAUUUGCUUAUUUUUAUUUCUCUUCCUGCCUCAUUAACUUUUUUCUUUAUAGGCCAGCAUAGCAUUCUGUUUCUUGUAUUCUCUUUGAGCUCCAAGUUGUCUGUCUUUCUCUCUAUUCACAGAAAAAUGUCAACAUAACAGAACUUUUGUGCUCCAUGGGCACCAGCUUUUCACAUAGAAGUACCAUGUUCCAAAUACAUUUGCCCUGUGUUUUUUAAUCAACAGGAAUUUUAAGACAUGUACACAGUUGUUUUUCAAGAGUCUCAAUUCUUUUGCUCCUAUUAGGACGAUGAUCUUAAAAGGUUAAAACAUGGAUUUUGAGGAUGUUUUUGCCAGCACAUAGUCUGCUAAUUUGUUUACUCUGUGAUGUAAUGAUAUCAAUAUACAUUGUUCUGCUUAUUGGUGCUUUUCUUAUCCAGACUUCGGGCCUGCUGUCCCUGUUAAGAAAACCAAACUAGUUUUGAUGUGGCUACAGAAUUUUUGUGUGUGUGGUUUUAGUACUACAGUAAAACACUGUACAUAAAGUUAACAAAAAUGUCAUGUAUGAGAUGUUCCAGGGAAUGAAUAUAUUAUAGUGAGUGUUUCAGUUAAAGGUGGUUCUUGUAAAUUUAAACUAAUGAGCUUCAUUUAGAUUCUGAUGUGGUCCAAUUGUGUGAUAGCGCAUUGUGGUAUAAAUACUAUCUAUGCCCUUGACUGGAAAGCGGUGGGUAUUUAAGAAGAUGCUUUUCCUUUGUAAAAAAAGAUGGUUCUGUUUGAAAAACUGUGUUCUUAACCUUGUUUAAUCAAUGCUCCUGUAAAAAAGAAAAAUACUCUUAUGGAAGAGAUUUUUUCUCUAUUAGAGCAUUUUUUUAAAAAUACAAAACAUUUUUGUUUGGUACAAGUCCAGCGUGAGCUGAGGUUUUGUAAUUGCACCACAAGCAUAUUCACUAUUUCCGUUGAUCACCUUAAUAGUUAAAACUGUGAGCUUCAAUGGUAUCCUCUCUUGUAGAGGUUCUCAGGAAGCUAAAAACAAGAACUGUAUACAAAUUAUAUUAAGUGUGUUUGGGUGGAGGUUAGUAAACUUCAUGUUGCUCGUGAUUUGUUACAAUGCUGGGUUUGUGUGUGCAGAAAUUGUAAGCUAUCAAAGGAGCAAGAAUAGAAGUGUAAGACAUUGUUUUCAUGUAGCUGACUACAAAUAAAGGCUGCUUCCAUAUG
Messenger RNA from Gopherus flavomarginatus (Mexican gopher tortoise), 4077 nucleotides. It is a transcript of the gene GATD3, whose product is annotated as glutamine amidotransferase class 1 domain containing 3. The transcript has 6 exons. The record is from RefSeq and is a predicted model, not a curated record. Gene Ontology annotation, cellular component: mitochondrion. Lineage: Eukaryota; Metazoa; Chordata; Testudines; Testudinidae. The coding region runs from base 16 to 672 and encodes 218 amino acids.